Molecule: messenger RNA, 1526 nt
Organism: Xylona heveae TC161
Lineage: Eukaryota; Fungi; Ascomycota; Xylonomycetes; Xylonales; Xylonaceae
Product: cysteine proteinase
Exons: 1
Coding region: 113-1060 (315 amino acids)
Biological process (GO): protein deubiquitination
Molecular function (GO): cysteine-type deubiquitinase activity
Source: RefSeq, a predicted model, not a curated record
AAAAUUCGUUGCAUUCUAUGCCGCCAGUCCCUCAUAAUCGAAAUUCUUACCUGAAGUUCCUUUUCUUUUUAUAUUAUACCAUUUAGAGCCUCAUUACAUUUAUAGAGCACAAAUGGAGGAACUUCAGGCGAGACAGCGCAAGGAAUUGCGCGAUCUGCAAUCCCGCAUCACUCAAAAAAAGAAGUCCGCAACCAAAAAGACGCGGAAAGGUGUGAAUGACGAGUGCGCGAACCUUGAGCGAGAGACAAAGGAGAGACAUGAAAAGGAGAUUGCAGCACUCCUUGGACAAGGAAAUGAAGAGGAGAUUUCAGCAAAUCUCGACAACAUGACCCUUGAGACCUCGCACGAACCGACAAAUACAGCCAGCCAACCCAACGGAGAAGCGAAACCUGCUGGUCAGGUCAAUGGCACAUCAGAAGCUGCAGACGACGUCGAAACUACAGCAAAUGGUGAAGAACAAUCCAGAGCAAGAAAACCGAAUCGCCAAAAAGCACGUCUGGCACGCAGAGCAGCAGAGCAAGAAGCCCUGGCAGCCCAAGCCGCAGAAGAAGCUGCCAAUCUGCCCAACAUGCGAGAAAAGGAGAAAUUGACAAUGAUGAAGGAAUUUGCCAAACAUGGACUGCGGGAACAGGAAAUCAGACCGGACGGCCACUGCUUAUACUCUGCCGUCGCAGACCAAUUGACAGACUUGGGUCUCGGUCUGAAACCAAAGAUUCAGAUUGGUGGUACCGAUGGCCAGGAGACGCUAGGCUACAAGGUUGUUCGACGUGUGGCAGCAGACUUCAUUACGCAAAACUCUGAUGAUUUUGUGCCGUUUCUUGAAGAGCCUCUGGACGAGUAUACGCACAAGAUUCGGGAUACGGCCGAGUGGGGCGGGCAGCUUGAGCUGCUAGCCCUAUCGAAAGCAUAUGGAGUGGAAAUCAACGUUCUUCAGGGAGACGGACGGGUCGAAAAGGUAGAGCCAGGGAGUGAUGCGGCUGAGCAGAAGCUCUGGUUGGCAUAUUACAGGCACAAUUUUGGACUUGGAGAACAUUACAAUUCUCUGAGGAAAGAGUCAUGAUUUGAGUCAUCCUAUGGUCUCUUUGAUCCGUAUGAUACCCAGAGAGAAUCAUUUUUCUUCCAUCAUAUUUACAUUGACAAAUCAACUUUUUCGACUCUGUUCCAGCGGUGGCAAAAAAACAAAACUACCAUCGGUGCCGCCAUACACUUACCCAGUCAGUAUCCUUGCCAAUCUCGUGUGUCCGUAUUGGCCUCCAAUGCGCAACGCGCUCUAAGUCUUCUUUGGUCGCGCCUCGCGCAGAGACAUCUGCAAUGUAUCCCUCUUCAGAGUACGGGAGGUCUUCUCCGGGAUGACUUAGGUGGCCUAUGUAUAUAGACGGAGUGACACCAAAGGGAGGACCGCCCGUUGACGGAUCCUUGUACGUUGGGAACUCGACACAAAUGAGAUUGCCGUCAGGGCGGGCCAGAAGCUGCGAAUGGCGCAGAGCCCAUGCGGGGCGUAGUGAUGGUGGAAGCGCACAAAAGAA